UCAUUUGCAUUGACCAUUUAGGAAAAUCUGAGAAAAUAUCACUUGCAUAAUAAUUUGGAACACGGUGUAUAUAUUUGCUGAAACUCAUCAUGUCCUGACCGACCAAUCAGAGCCAGGAAGAGGGUGUUAGCAUUGUCACUCAUCCUUGUGUGCAUGCUGCUCACACCCUCCCUACACACUACAUCCAGUUUGAAUGAAUGAUAAGCUAGUUAGCGACUGAUGAAAGCAGAUAAAGUUUCCUGUCAGGGUAAGUUGUUUCUCCUCCAUUAGCACAUUUAGCAGCGCAUACAUGAGGAUGACUGACAGCACUAUGCCCCUCCUCCUGGCUCUGAUUGGAUAUGUUUCACAACAACCAUGGAGGCAAAUUCACUAACAUGGAAAAAAAACAUUUAAUAAAAGUUACUGCAGCUUCAAGAAUCAGCAAGGAAAACAGGCUGACCGAAUCCUCCAGGAUAUUCCAGGACAUUCCAGGCUCUUGACGGUUUGAGGAGAUUCCAUCCAAUCCUGAAGAGAUGGAUGGAAACUUCUGGAUCUAAAAGGAAAUUUUACAAGAUUUAUUAAUCUAACCCAGAACCGAUUCUGGAUCCAGUCUGAACCAGUUCAGGUUCUGGCAGCAACCUGCCUGCAGCUGGAGGUGAGCUUCCUGUGUUGAGUGCUUUCGGCCAGCAGGGGGAGCCGCUGCGUGAGGAACUGCUGCGACCUCAGAGCAGCGUCAUGGCUGUUGCCAUGGUUACCAGGAGGCUGAGUUUCACAGAAAGAGGAAGAAGAGGAGGAGGAAGGAAGUGAGGCGGCUGGUCGACAGAAACCCAGACAGAGGAUCAGAGAGUUUUGUCCGUCCCCGCUGGGUCCCACCGUGUCCCCGCUGGGUCCCACCGUGUCCCCGCUGGGUCCCACCGUGUCCCCGGCGUCCACCUGUCCCCCUCGGGGCCCCCCCCUCCAGCGAUGUCUUCCCGCUCAGACUCGAAGUCAGCUUCUCAGAUCGUCUUCCUCACCAUGAAGCUGAAGGAUAAGCUCCACCCCCAGCGGAACCGGACCCGGGCCAAGCCUCCGGACCUGGACCUGAGUCAGAACCCGUCGGCCAUCUUGCUGGACCAGGAGCGCGCUGUCCUCAGCUCUCUGCAGUACUUCAAGGCCCUGGUGGACAGACUGGACCUGGACCAACCCUCGGGACAAAAACCGGGCCUGGACCGGUCCAUAGUGGGCGGCCUGCUGGGCGGAGCCUCCACCGGCAUCCUGGAGGCUGUCCAGGCGCUGGUGGAGCUGGAGCCGGAUGAGCUGGACAGUAAGACCGUCUCCGCCCGUCUCGCCCGUCUCUACGCCACCGUCGCUCAGCUGAUCCGCUGGGCCGACCGGGUGAUGCUGCAGGGCGUCUCCCAUGACGAUGGCGGGUCUUCUGAGAGCGUUACCACGGUGAUCAGGGGUGUGCUGAAUAGCGCCAAGGAGCUCGUCCGAUUGGUUGCAGAGAGACGGGAAGGCUCCGCCCCUUUGUCUCCUGACCAAUCACAAUCCAGGGACGUUGAAGACCAGGAGACGUCCACCGGGAUCCCGCACUGUCCCUCAGGCGAGGGACGUGGGGAUGGGACGGAGACAAAGGGGGCGGGGAUACGUGCCCCGCCCAAACCCCCCAUGCCCGUCCUAGAGCCCCUCCCACAGGCCACGCCCCCUACGGAGCUUGCGUUCAGCCCUCCCGCUCUGCCUCCUAAAAGGCGCCAGACGCCGCCGCUCCCUGUCUCCGCCCACUGCAGGGUUGCCAUAGUAACACCAAUAAUCCGGCAGUCUGAGGAAGACCUGCAGGUGGAGGAUGACAGCUGCUGCAAGCGACUCUCUUCUUCCUCUGCAGACUCUGCAGCCAACACCUCACCAAGUGAGGAUGACCCAGAUUACGACUUCCUCCACACCGACCUGUCGUCCUCGGAGACGCUGCCCCCUGCCCUGCCGGAGAAGAGACGCCGCAGCACCACAGGCGUCAGCGGCUCUCAGAAGGCGGGCACCUUUGGAUUUAACUCCACCCAUGUGGACACAAGCCCCGCCCCCAGUGAUGAUGUCACCGGCCCUGAAGCCCCCAUGUCCUCCCCCCUGUCCCCCUGUAAGACGCCCCCCCCUCUCCCUGAGAAGAAGCGACACAUCCAUCAGUACCUGCAGUUCUGCUCCACGUCCUGCACCGACCCGUCUGCGGUUUCCUUCUACCAGAAAUUUAAAGUCCGACAGAGAGAUCAAGACUCCGCCCACCAGCUGGAUCACCUGACCACAGGCUCCGCCCCCUCUGGAGGUCCAUUUCCUGCCCCUGCUUUACCACCAAAGAAGAAACAGCAGGACACGCAGUCUGAGAACGAGGACAGCUCUGUGGACCACCAGCAGGGGUCAGAGUUCAGCCAGAGAAGCAGAGAGGAAGAUGAAGAAGACGAGCUCCUAUUGGCUGACCCGAACGAGAUCCGUCACAGAAUCACUCUGAAGUCUGAGGAGGAGGAGGGGCCAGAGGUGAAGGCUGCGUCUCCUGAGAUCCUAUUGGUCCAAGCCACACAGCCCGGCAGCAGCGAACAGAACCAGUACCAGGAGGCCUUCCUCUGCUCCUACCGGGGCUUCGCCACACCCAGUGAUGUCAUCAGCAAGCUGCAGCGCAGGUACAGAACCCUGAGGGAAGGCGGCGCCGCUGACCCGACGGCCGCCGGGAACUCUAUCCAGCUGCUGGUCAGGGUGGUGGCCGGGCUCAGUUCUGUGGAGCUGGAAGCUGAUUUGCUGCUGAUGCUGUUUGACCUGGUGUUCUGCCUUCUGAUUGGUGGAGAGCUGGGGAUGGCCCGCCUCCUGCACGCCAACAUCCUGUCCAAGAUGGAGGAGAGGUGGAAGCUGAUUGGCUCCCCUCAGUCGCUCCGCCCCCUCGCGGCCAAAGGCGUAGCCGCCAGACCAGGAACUCUGCUGGACUUCAGGAGUCAGGACCUGGCUGAACAGCUCACCCUGCUGGACUCGGACCUGUUCUGCAAGAUCCAGCUCCCAGAGGUGUUGCUUUGGUCCAAGGAGCAGAACGAGGAGAGGAGUCCUCACCUGACAGAGUUCACUCAGCACUUCAACAACGUUUCCUUCUGGGUGCGCUCCGUGGUCAUCCUGCAGGACAAAGCUCAGGACAGAGAGAAACACCUGCUGAAGUUCCUGAAGGUGAUGAAGCACCUGAGGAAACUCAACAACUUCAACUCCUACCUGUCCAUCCUGUCCGCCCUGGACUCCGCCCCCCUGAGGCGGCUGGACUGGCAGCGGAGCACGGCAGAGAGCUUGGAGGACGUGUCCUCGCUCAUCGACAGCUCGUCGUCCUUCAGGGCGUACCGCGCGGCGCUGGCGGAGGCGGAGCCUCCCUGCAUCCCUUACCUGGGGCUGAUCCUGCAGGACCUGACCUUCGUCCACCUGGGGAACCCCGACACCUUGACGACGUCACAGGGGUCAAAGGUCAACUUCUCCAAGUGCUGGCAGCAGUUCAACAUCCUGGACACUCUGAGGAGCUUCCAGAGGGAGCGGUACUCUCUGGCGCGGGAUGAUGACAUCAUGUCGUUCUUUAAUGACUUCAGCGAUCACCUGGCAGAGGAAGCUCUGUGGGAACUCUCUCUGAGGAUCCGCCCACGGAACGCUCCACGAGCCAAUCAGAGAUGAGCUGUGGAGGAGCAGCGGCCAACUGGAGUCUGCUGGAUACCGCUGGGCUUUGUGGACCUGGUUCUGACCCAGACUGGUACCAGACUGGACCGGUGCCGGCAGAACCAUGUCAGAAGGGGGCGUGGCCCCUUCCGCAUCAGAACGUGUUCUCCACCGGUUCCACCUGGUUCUGCUCCAGAGUCCAGUCAGACGGAACCACUUCUCUUAUCAUCAGCCUGCUGACCUCUGACCUCUGGGCCCAACUGCACCCUUGGUUGAUCAGCUAUUGAUCAGUUAGUUCCUUCAGAGACGAUUUUUAUUGUUUCAACUCAACCAUCAGCGACCCGGUACCGACCCGGUACCAGGGGGUUCUGUUUCAGAAACUCCUCAAAGCCAGGCUGAUACCGGGUCAGCCCAGAACCUGAUAACCUGCUUCCUGAAGCCAUCGGUCUGGUCUGGCUGGACUUCAUCAGAACCAGAACGAUGGUGACAGAUCGAUCAGGAGCUGCAGCUCAAGAUGGAGGACAGAGAUUUACUGAGACACACACACCUGGAGACACACACACACACAGAUGGAGACACACACACACCUGGAGACACACACACACACACAUGGAGACACACACACACCUGGAGACACACACACACAUGGAGCGACACAUGUGUGUCUGCGUGUGUGGGCGUGUCUCCAGGUGUGUGAGUCACACACCUGGAGACGGCCGAUGACACACUAAAGGACAGCUGGACGGACGUUCACUAGUGAUUUUUCUGAAUAAAUGAUUUGAGCUGCAGAAGAAGUUCAAUAAAGUUCAACCAGAUUUAACUUCUGUCCAUCAGAGGUACUGACAGCAUAUGGAGUGAAAAUAGUCUCAAAAUAUCUGUGUGUGUGUAAUACUGGAGUUGUAACUCGUGGAAGCAUCUUUGUGUGUAACUUUGGAUACUUGUGUCUGUGAAACAUGAUUUGUAAACCGUAGAAAUAAAAUAAACUUUCUCCUACACCUACAAA
This is a messenger RNA of Xiphophorus hellerii (green swordtail), 4621 nucleotides long. Its product is annotated as dynamin-1. Gene Ontology annotation, molecular function: GTP binding; GTPase activity; guanyl-nucleotide exchange factor activity. Lineage: Eukaryota; Metazoa; Chordata; Actinopteri; Cyprinodontiformes; Poeciliidae. Bases 943 to 3636 code for a protein of 897 amino acids. Gene Ontology annotation, biological process: receptor internalization; synaptic vesicle budding from presynaptic endocytic zone membrane; Ras protein signal transduction. The record is from RefSeq and is a predicted model, not a curated record. The transcript is spliced from 23 exons. Gene Ontology annotation, cellular component: synapse; plasma membrane; cytoplasm.